Messenger RNA from Linum tenue, 957 nucleotides. The record is from the annotation of a GenBank genome assembly. Lineage: Eukaryota; Viridiplantae; Streptophyta; Magnoliopsida; Malpighiales; Linaceae.
AUGGAGUGGGAUCAAGGAAUGCGUUUGGGCAAGGGAAGUUUUGGCGAGGUAUUCAUGGCAAUCCCAAAGAAUACCAAGAUCAGUGACAUGAAGAUGGCGGUGAAGAUAUCAUCGGAAGACAGGGCAGAGUCUCUCUCUGUCGAGCACCAAAUUCUCCUCAAGUUCCUCGGGACCCCGGGAAUCAUUCAGUGCCUCGACGGCGGGCCAUCGAAGAAGAGAACUUACUACUUGCUUUUGGAGUACGCUUCCGAAGGUUCUCUAUCCGACUUGAUUUCCAAAUACGGCGAAGAAGAAGGUACGGGAAUUCCAGAGAAUCACGUCAGGGUUUACACUCGGAUGAUCCUCCAAGCUCUUUCCUCGAUCCAUUCUCUGGGAUACGUCCACUGUGACAUCAAGCCGCGGAACAUUCUAGCCUUCCCUGGGUCGCCGGCGGCAGAGCAUGGAAACAGGGGAGACGAAAAGAUUCGGAAAUUGAAGGUCGCGGAUUUCGGUUUGGCGGUAGAGACGUGGAAGCUGAUUCAGGGGAGGGGUAACAAGAACAGGGGAACGCCGAGGUAUGUGCCGCCGGAGGUGUUGGUGGAUGGGAUAGUUACGCCGGCGAUGGAUAUUUGGGCAUUGGGGUGUACGGUUCUGGAGAUGCUGACCGGAGAGAUACCGUGGACCAGGCUGCACGACAUUGAGGAUGUGUUGAUGGAGGUCAGGGAUGGAUGCCGGCCGGAAUUUCCAGGGUGGUUGUCGGAAUCUGGGAAAGACUUCCUGAUCAAGUGCUUCGCAAAGGAUUACCACCGCCGCCCCAAUGCGGAUUCGCUCCUCAGACAUCCUUUUGUAUCCGGUGGAUUCCAGAGGACGAAGGUGAUCGAACAGGUUCAGCAAAAACAGAGGCUCCCUGGAGCUGCUGGUUUUCCUUUGCUUCCUCAUGAGUUUUGCGAGCGGUACAGAACAGGUUUGCAGGUUUAG